Messenger RNA from Megalops cyprinoides (Indo-Pacific tarpon), 2873 nucleotides. RefSeq names its product TBC1 domain family, member 16 (gene tbc1d16). The record is from RefSeq and is a predicted model, not a curated record. The transcript has 12 exons. The coding region runs from base 273 to 2435 and encodes 720 amino acids. Gene Ontology annotation, cellular component: early endosome. Lineage: Eukaryota; Metazoa; Chordata; Actinopteri; Elopiformes; Megalopidae. Gene Ontology annotation, biological process: activation of GTPase activity. Gene Ontology annotation, molecular function: GTPase activator activity.
ACUCUCGUCCGGGCAGUUAUACAGAGAGGAAACGGACUGCCAUCCCGGAAGCAGCGGAAUUUUGGGGGUUGGGAUAAACGAUGGCAGCAACGUGUAGUAGGGAGCUGCACGGAUAAACACACACUCAGCGUAAUAAAACACGGGAGUGGAGGUUACAUACGGCGCCAACAGAGACCAAAAAUUACCGCAUCGCAAUGGAGAUGGACGAGAGGAACUGACAGCAGUUACGAGCGGCACAGGAGGAUGGGAGCAGUCUCCAGGUUUUGGGGGAGAUGUCUCUGGGUCGACUUUUGCGACGCGCCUCCUCAAAGGCCUCUGACCUCCUGACCUUCAACGCCGGGUCGGGGGGGUCGCGGAGCGUGCUGGAUGGCGAGAUCAUCUUCUCGAAGAACAAUGUUUGUGUGCACCCCACGGAACCCCUGCCAGGUCUCGCCGAGCACCACCCAGGGUACCUGUGUGUGCACUUGGAGAAGGAUGAGGCCCUGGGCAGCACGCUGAUCCUCACCUGGGUUCCCAACUCGCGAAUCCAGCGGCAAGACGAGGAGGCGCUGCGCUACAUCACGCCCGAGAGCUCGCCCGUCCGCCGGAACCCGCGGCGCCACCCGCGCCGCGCCCACUCCCGCCCCCCGCCCGCCGAGGAAGAGGAGGAGGAGGAGGGGGGAGGGGCAGGGGAGAACCUGAACUCUGAGCUGCAGCAGCAGGAGGAGGGGGACGAAGGCUCCUGUGAUCUGUCAGCUGACGAGGUGAGCCGCGACAGCACCCUGGGCUCCGACUCGGACACGUUCUCCUCGCCGUUCUGCCUGUCGCCCGUCAGCGAGGCCCUGGCCGAGAGCAGCGGCUCGGUGUUCCUGGACAACGAGAGCAGGGACAUGUGCGACGAAUCCAUGACCCAUUCAGCUAGCUCCGCCUCCAGCCUCGACAGCCACGCCCCAUCCGAGAACAGCCACUCACAGGGGGUCAGGUGGGAGGAGCAACAGAAAGUGAUGGCCCUGGAGCAGCUGUGUGGAGUGUUUCGGGUUGACCUUGGUCACAUGAGGUCCCUGCGUCUCUUCUUCAGUGACGAGGCGUGCACCAGCGGUCAGCUGGUUAUCGCCAGCAGGGAGAGCCAGUACAAGAUCCUGCACUUCCACCACGCCGGGCUGGACAAGCUGGCAGAGGUCUUCCAACAGUGGAAGUGCUGCCGGGAGACUCAGCUCAAAGACCAGGUGUCGGACGAGAAGUCGUGCAUGCAGUUCUCGAUCCGCCGGCCCACGUUGCCGUCGGCGGAGACCCACCCCGAGGAGCGGCUGUACCGCCGGCUGGACGUGGCCACCUGGCUGAGGCACCUGAACCACAGCGGGCAGGUGGAGGAGGAGUACAAGCUGCGCAAGGCCAUCUUCUUCGGGGGGAUUGACCCGGCCAUCCGAGGGGAGGUGUGGCCCUUUCUGCUGCACUACUACAGCUGUGACUCCACCUCGGAGGAGCGCGAGGCCUGGAGGAUGCAGAAACGGAGCGAGUACCAGGAGAUCCAGCAGAGGAGGUUGUCCAUGAGUCCGGAGGAGCACAGUGAGUUCUGGAGGAAGGUGCAGUUCACCGUGGACAAGGACGUGGUGCGGACUGACCGCAGCAACCACUUCUUCAGGGGCGAGAACAACCCCAAUGUGGAGAGCAUGAGGCGCGUCCUGCUGAACUACGCCGUGUUCAACCCGGACAUGGGCUACUGCCAGGGCAUGUCGGACCUGGUGGCCCCGCUGCUGGCCGAGGUGCAGGACGAGAGCGACACUUUCUGGUGCUUCGUGGGCCUGAUGGAGAACACCAUCUUCAUCAGCUCGCCCCGGGAUGAGGACAUGGAGAGGCAGCUGAUGUACCUGCGGGAGCUGCUGAGGGUCAUGGUGCCCCGCUUCCACCAGCACCUGACCCAGCUGGGAGAGGACGGCCUCCAGCUGCUCUUCUGCCACCGCUGGGUGCUGCUCUGCUUCAAGAGGGAGUUCCCCGACACCGAGGCCCUGCGCAUGUGGGAGGCCUGCUGGGCGCACUACCAGACGGACUACUUCCACCUGUUCCUGUGCGUGGCCAUCAUCGUGCUGUACGGCGACGAUGUCACCGAGCAGCAGCUGGCCACCGACCAGAUGCUCCUGCACUUCAGCAACCUGUCCAUGCACAUGAACGGCGAGCUGGUGCUGCGCAAGGCCCGCAGUCUGCUUUACCAGUUCCGCCUCCUUCCCAGAAUCCCUUGCAGUCUGCACGACCUGUGCAAGCUGUGCGGCCCGGGCAUGUGGGACAGCCGCUACAUCCCAGCGGUGGAGUGUUCCGGGGAGCACCCCGACCCCCAGAGCUGCCCCUAUGGAGGCACCGCCACGCCCCUGCCGCCGCCCUCCCCCCAACCUGCCCCGCCCGCCGAGGGCAAGAAGGGCUCCAAGACGAGGGACAUCUUCAACUUCCGCAAGCCGUCCUGAGCGCUGGCGCGGAGGAGGUGCAACCAAAAAAAAAAAAAAGAAACUGAAGCGAUGACUCGUCCUGCCCGGCCGCAGAGGUUCCGCCGCCGUGCUGUAACUAUGGCGGAUACGCUUUUACGCCCAGCCCAUCCUCGCACCCGGGACGGAGGAGUGUCCUUCCCCAUUGAUUUGCUUUUUUUCAGUACAGGACACUGCCUUAUUAAGAGCGACACGUUUAGGACACUUUGCCGACCAUGACUGCCCCUGCUCGGACUCUGACCUCCAACACCCCGCAGAGGCUGCUGUGUGCUUAGCAUGUCAGGGGGGGAAAAAGGACAAUCUUCACUGUAUUUUCUUACUUUCUUUAAUAUGGCAGGGGUCUGUGUGUCAGGGAUGAGGCCCAGAGAAUGGAAUAGGAGUGAAAAGGGAAUUGGACAGGAGUAAAAAGGGAAUUAAUAG